Messenger RNA from Fusarium falciforme, 642 nucleotides. RefSeq names its product Cupin-7 domain-containing protein. The transcript has 2 exons. The record is from RefSeq and is a predicted model, not a curated record. NCBI's taxonomy places the organism in Eukaryota, Fungi, Ascomycota, Sordariomycetes, Hypocreales, Nectriaceae. Bases 73 to 642 code for a protein of 189 amino acids.
UCUAGCCACCUUAAAACUAACGGUGCUCCUUGCUAUCACUCUUGUGUAUACCUCCCUGGCCCAACGCAGACUAUGGCUCCCUCAAAGAGUGACGACACUCCGGAAGUGUCCCAAAAGAGUGCUGAUGCUCCUCAGCCCCCCAAAAAUGAAUCAGUCUUGACGGAAAAGGACCAUGCCGAGAUUGCCUUCACGGACAAAUACAGCUCACCCGACGUCUACAUCAACGGCGAAAACGAUACCUUGUGGUUUCCAUGGGUAGGCCCAAUCGAGCUGAAGCCACUACGCAUGGAAACCAGGACUGGAACCUUCGUGGUUGUCCUGCGAUCCCCCGUCGAUGCGUGGCUGGGCAAGCACCGACAUCGCGGAAGUGUAACUGCAGUCACCGUCUCGGGAAAUUGGAGAUAUAAAGAGUAUGAUUGGGUUGCCAGACCAGGAGACUACGUGGUCGAAAACCCUGGCACGAUUCACACACUCUUCGUCAGCGGUGGUACUGAGAUUGUGUUUACGAUUACUGGCAGUCUCGAGUUCUUCAACGACGAUGACAGUCUAAAGAACACCAUGGAUAUUUUUACCUUUUCAAAGAUGUACUAUGACCACUGCAAGGAGAAGGGGUUGAAGCCGAACGAUGGGCUGUGGUAUUAA